Molecule: messenger RNA, 1305 nt
Organism: Prorocentrum cordatum
Lineage: Eukaryota; Dinophyceae; Prorocentrales; Prorocentraceae
Source: the annotation of a GenBank genome assembly
CGUGGCGCACGCGCGCGCGGGCGUCGGUUGUGGGAGCCGCCGGGCGGGGGCCGCUGCGUUGAUCGGAGAACAAAUAACGGCAUAAACGAAAAACUGUCGCAGCCCCACGCGGAUUUCUUGGAUCUGCGCUCGGCCUCCCUGGCGGCGCCUCCAGCGACGCCCUGGGCGCGCCCCGAGCACGACCAGGGGAAACUCCGCGCGGAGAUCCACAUGUUCCUGUUGAUGCCGCUGUUUCUUCUUCGGGUUGAGGUCGGCGCCCCUGGGGCGGCCGGUGGCCGCCUCAGCGGCGGCUGCUCCAGGAGCAGCUCGGGCGAUUCUCCGCGUGCAGGAAGCGGCAGGAAGGGAGUGCUGAGGGCGGGGGGGGGGGGCCCUGAGAUCUGGGAAAGCGCCGGCCCCUCGCGGGGCAAUGGCAGGGCGGGGCAGCGCGCUGGGCGGAGGGCAGCCAGGGGCGACGGCAGGCUGGCGGCGACGGGGGACCCGCCACAGGGCCAGCAGGCAGCGGAGACACGCGUCGGAAACCUCGAUCCCGAAGCACUCCAGAAGGCUCCUGGCCAUGCCGGCUCCUCCCGGGGCCCUGCGGCCCUGGGAGGCGGCAGAAGCGACCACGGGCAGAGGGUGCCGAGAAGGAGAGGGGGGGAGGGGAGGGGGGAGGAGGAGGGCUGGGACAAGCUGGUCGCGCUCGCGCCGACGUGGCCGCCCGACGCGGCGGAGGGAUGCGCGCGGCCAGGCAGGAGGUCUUCCUGUCGAAUUUGGAACGACUUCGUUCACGCCUCGGCCUCGUGCCGGGGCACUGGAGGGCGAGUCGCAGGAGGACGGGACAGAGUCGGCGGCCCGCCAGGGGACAUGCCCGACCUAACCCCACGUGCGCCGCCGACGGAGACCGCCAGCCAGCCUUGGCUCCUUCCCGGACGCUCAUGGUCACGGGAUGGCCCUCUCGGCCAGAGUGCCCGAACGGGCCCACGCCCGCUGCAGCACGGUCUCACUGGCAACACGCCGCCUGCGGGCCAGCUCGCUGGCACGGUGCGCAAGCUGCGAGGUGGCACAUCUGGAGCAGAGCGGACAGCCAUACGCAGGCCACAGGUCCCGCUGGCGGCCCGCGCGUGGCCAAACCAGAGGGCAGCCAUGAGCAAGCCACGAGCGGCACCUUCUAGGUAAAACCGGCAUUCCGAUAUUCGCAGACAGCAUCUGCACACCACCGCCACCGUGCCUGGCCAGAGCCAAGAACGCUAGUGGCGUCCAGAUGCCUUCCCUGGGAUCCGACGUUGCAAAGAAAACGCACCUCGAAAAAACUCACGGCCAAAGCCC